AUGAGCUCGCAAACCUCCGGGAUCAACUCAGCAGCACCUCAAUUGGAUGUAUCUCAAAAGAUCAUGCCUCGAGCUCCCAAAGUACCCGAAUCGCUGGCGGAACCGAAAGUAUGGAACACGAAAAACCUAGGUUUACGACUCGCUUCGGAUUGGGUUUCUGGUGCUACUGCAGCAUCGAUGGUUGCUCCCAUAAUUGUCAUGAUCGAUAAAGGAAUCAUGCAAAAUGCAUCCGGCCAAGCAACCCUCAAACAUUCUCUCCAAGACUCUUUCAAGAACUUCCUUCUUCGUCCUCAUAACCUCGUCUUCUCAAAGCCAUUCGCCCUUAUCUGCAUGUUGUACGGCGGAACUUAUGUCACAGCGAACUCUCUCGACACGAUUACUUCAACCAUACAAGAUAAGCCCUCCACACACGUUACUUCUGGGACGAUGAAGUUUGCUGCAUCUUCGACUGCGAAUAUCGGGCUUUGUCUUUUCAAAGAUCAGGCCUUUGCCAGACUGUACGGACCCGGGGGCCCACCGCGACCUGUCCCUCUCCCAUCCUACGUCCUCUUUACUCUCCGCGACUGUCUCACCAUAUUCGCGUCCUUCAAUAUUCCACCACUACUCGGCCCCAUAAUCAGCUCUAAUAUGAGUGCGGAGCUCGAGAAGAGGGUCAGCGGCCAGACGGUCGCUCAAUUCGCGGCCCCUGCCGCCGUACAAAUCCUCAGCACGCCAAUGCAUUUACUGGGCUUGGACUUGUACAACAGGGGUUCGAAAUCAAUUACAUGGGAUGAACGUUGGAAUAUUGUCAAGAAGAACUGGGCAGUCAGUGCUGCGGCCAGAAUCUGUAGGAUUGUUCCUGCUUUUGGGGUUGGUGGAGUUGUUAAUGCUAAGCUAAGAAAGACCUUGAUUGGAAAGUUGGAAUAG
Molecule: messenger RNA, 906 nt
Organism: Glarea lozoyensis ATCC 20868
Lineage: Eukaryota; Fungi; Ascomycota; Leotiomycetes; Helotiales; Helotiaceae
Exons: 2
Coding region: 1-906 (301 amino acids)
Cellular component (GO): mitochondrion
Source: RefSeq, a predicted model, not a curated record